This is a messenger RNA of Styela clava, 1383 nucleotides long. Its product is annotated as choline/ethanolamine transporter flvcr2a-like. Gene Ontology annotation, biological process: heme export; transmembrane transport. The record is from RefSeq and is a predicted model, not a curated record. Gene Ontology annotation, cellular component: membrane. Gene Ontology annotation, molecular function: heme binding; heme transmembrane transporter activity. NCBI's taxonomy places the organism in Eukaryota, Metazoa, Chordata, Ascidiacea, Stolidobranchia, Styelidae.
AUGUCUGACAGCGAAACCCAGCGACUAUUGUCCAACACCCCGUACAUUCUAACGCCCAAAAGAUGGUGGAUUUUAUUCAUCGUCAGUUCGAUUUUAUUUUUGGAUAGCUUCAGUGCUUCAUUUUUCGGAUUCAUCAACGAUGUUACCUCGGAGUAUUUCGAAACAACCCCAGCAGCAACCGACUUUUUGUCAACUGUAAAUAUGUUGUCAAGGAGCGUUUUCGGGUUCGUUUUAGCAAUGGGUGGAGAGCAAUUUAAUUUUCGAUCACUUGCACUUGCUGCAACUGGCACUAUAGUGGCCGGUGAUUUGCUUAUUACAGCCGGCGUGUCUUCUAGAAGAAACAUGGUGAUUGUUGGUAUGGGACAAAUUAUGAAUGGAUUUGGUGCCACAAUAACAUUGACCUUAUCACAAAUGGCUCCCAGCAAUUGGUUUCCUGAAAACGAGCGUGGAAGAGCUGUGGCACUGCCGUGGAUAUUACGUCGAUUAUCACCGGUGUUAUCGAACAUUGUCGCAACGCGAACCAUACGACAAGGUUAUUAUAGCAUUGAUAAUGUUAACACAACGACAAGGUAUUUUGACAACAAUGAUUUGAUGACAAAUUUUAGAACAUCUUUCCAAAUCUCAUAUCUUGUGCUUACUGGAAUAGCGCUGGCCGGAUUUGUAUUAGCACAAUUGUAUGUUACUGACUACCCGCCUCGCGCAGAUGGACAAAAAAUGCCACCACGUGCAAAUAACUAUACGUGGAGACCACUUACGGAGCUCAAAGGGAUUUUUAGCUUAUUCGUCAACGGCCAGUAUGUACUUUUAUUGUUUAUGUUCGUUUUGCAACUUUCACUUAGACCAAUGGUUGAAUGGAUGCUUUCAUCUAUAAUAAUUGUGGCUUUUCCAGAACUCGAUGAUGGUACUGCAGGCAUUGUAUUUAUAGUGUCUUAUGUUAUAGGUGCAUUCGGGUCACCCACGGGUGGCUUCAUUCUUGAUCAGUUCCGUAGACCUAAAGUCACUCUUGUGUUUGGACAAUGUGCUGCUAUCGUUUCAUGUUGCAUGUUUUCGCUUGGUGUGUAUCUACAAAGCUUUCCUUUGGUUUUUGUAAGUGACGUCUUGUCUGCGUUUUUCAGGGAUCUUUGUUUUGUUUGCAUAUCACAUUCUUUGAUUGAAACCAUGUACAACGAGCCGGCAGACACAAAAGUUCGCGCAUUCAGUAUUUCUGGUUCUGUACCGUGGUUUUCUCUAGCGCUUUACACUGGCAUUGUCCGGUAUGUAUUGCAACACGGUGGAGCGGCUUUGAGUGUAUUGAUUCCCAUACCUUUUCAUGUAAUAGCUGGAAUAUUGUACAUACUCUUUUAUAAGGUACCACAGAAGAAUAAUGAAAAUGAUUUCAAUUGA